Messenger RNA from Vicia villosa (hairy vetch), 1766 nucleotides. RefSeq names its product DNA topoisomerase 2-like. The record is from RefSeq and is a predicted model, not a curated record. Gene Ontology annotation, cellular component: nucleus. Gene Ontology annotation, molecular function: DNA topoisomerase type II (double strand cut, ATP-hydrolyzing) activity; ATP binding; DNA binding. NCBI's taxonomy places the organism in Eukaryota, Viridiplantae, Streptophyta, Magnoliopsida, Fabales, Fabaceae. The coding region runs from base 1 to 1671 and encodes 556 amino acids. Gene Ontology annotation, biological process: sister chromatid segregation; DNA topological change; resolution of meiotic recombination intermediates. The transcript has 9 exons.
AUGAUAUUUUUUCUUCAAAUUCGUUCUUCUUUCAUUCUCCCAACUUCCCAAUCGAAGAAAUCAAUUCGAAACCCUAAAUCUCUGAAUUUCUCCGUUCUGGAGUUGAUCUUUGGUCACCUUCUUACUAGCAGUAACUAUGAUGAUAAUGCGAAAAAAACUACCGGUGGUCGGAAUGGCUAUGGUGCGAAGCUCACCGACAUUUUUUCAACUGAGUUUAUCAUUGAGACUGCUGAUGGACGUCGUCUGAAGAAGUAUAAGCAGGUUUUCUCAAACAAUAUGGGGACGAAGUCUGAACCAGUGAUAACCAAAUGCAAAGCUAGUGAGAACUGGACUAAGGUGACCUUUAAGCCUGACAUGGAGAAGUUUAAGAUGACUUAUCUUGAAGAGGAUGUUGUUGCUUUGAUGAAAAAGCGUGUGUUGGACAUGGCAGGGUGCCUUGGAAAGACUGUUAAGGUUGAACUCAAUGGAAACUUGAUUCGUUUUAAGUCGUUCCGUGAUUACGCUGAUCUCUUCCUGAAAUGUGCUGAGAAGUCUAAACCCACACCCCUGCCAAGGUUUUAUGAUAGGUGGGAGAUUUGUGUGAGUCUAAGCGAUGGGCAGUUUCGACAGGUGAAUAGCAAACUUCUCAAUUUUGUUAAUUCAAUUGCUACAAUCAAGGGUGGGACUCAUGUCGAUUACAUUACAAAUCAGAUCACUACCUAUGUAAUGAAUAAAGUAAAUAAGAAAAAGAAGGAUGCCAAUGUGAAAGCUCAUACUGUAAAGAAUCAUUUGUGGGUUUUUGUCAAUGCUCUGAUAGACAAUCCAGCUUUUGAUUCUCAAACUAAGGAGACACUAACAACUAGACAAGCUAGUUUUGGUUCUAAGUGUGAUGUUCCCGAAUCAAUGCUUAAGGAUGUUGAAAAAUCUGGAAUAGUAGACACCCUCCUAUCAUGGGCAGAUUUUAAACAAAGUAAAGAUCUGAAAAAAACUGAUGGAACUAAGACCCAGAGGAUUCGUGGGAUUGUAAAGCUCAAGGAUGCCAAUGAUGCUGGUGGAAGGAACUCUGAGAAAUGUACCUUGAUAUUGACGGAGGGAGAUUCCGCCAAGGCUCUUGCGAUAGUCGGGCUUUCUGUAGUGGGCCGAGACCACUAUGGUGUGUUUUCGUUGAGAGGAAAAUUGCUCAAUGUGCGGGAAGCUAGUAGCAAACAAAUAAUGGAUAAUGAAGAAAUUCAAAAUAUAAAGAAGAUACUUGGGCUACAGCAAAACAAGGAGUACACAAAUGUGAAGUCUUUGAGAUAUGGUCAUUUGAUGAUUAUGGCUGAUCACGAUCAUGAUGGCUCCCACAUCAAAGGGCUUCUGAUUAACUUCAUUCAUUCCUUUUGGCCAUCACUGCUUAAGGUUCCAUCUUUCAUGGUUGAGUUCCCUACUCCCGUUAUAAGGGCUUCUCAUUCAAAUGGUACAAUAUUAUCAUUUUAUUCUAUACUGGAAUAUGAAGCAUGGAGAGAAAGAUUGGGGAAUAGUGCAGCUAGUUGGAAGAUAAAGUACUAUAAGGGGUUGGGUACAAGUACUCCCAAGGAAGGGAGAGAGUACUUUCGAGAUCUUGAUAAGCACAAAAAAGACUUCAUCUGGGAAGAUGAUUUUGAUGGAAAUGCAAUUGAGAUGGCGUAUUUAAUUGUUGUAUAUUUUGGCUAGGUUUUAUGUUAUGCCAAAUGAGUGUAGUCCUGUUUGAACAUUUGUUUUUGAGAGCUUUACUCUCAAGAGAUUCAAUGUUUUAUCGAGCACAAUGA